Arabidopsis thaliana (thale cress) is the source of this 1820-nucleotide messenger RNA. Its product is annotated as Protein kinase superfamily protein. Gene Ontology annotation, molecular function: kinase activity; ATP binding; transferase activity. The record is from RefSeq and is marked reviewed. The coding region runs from base 95 to 1132 and encodes 345 amino acids. Lineage: Eukaryota; Viridiplantae; Streptophyta; Magnoliopsida; Brassicales; Brassicaceae. The transcript has 5 exons.
UUUAAAAUACACUUUUCCAAAAUUGAAAGAGAAUUGUUGUUGUCACUUUCCCUCUUACCUUUCUUUUUCUUUAGAUAUCUUCAGAGAAGAAAGAAUGGGGUUAUAUGUUCAUCAACGAAACCCAAAUACAAAUCCUCAGGACAACAAUCUAGAAAUAAAAACUCAUUUGAAAAAAAUGAUUCUUGAUUUGGGUUUUCCUUGUUUUGUUCCUCCUCGAACCAGCUCUCGUGAGGACAACAAAGCUUGGCUUCUGGCUGAAACAGAGCCGAAGCUUAUUGACUCAGAACAACAUUCGUUGCAGUCUUCGUUUAGGUUUAGUCUUUGCUCACAGUUGGAGCUGGAGAAGAUUAAAAAGGAGAAACCUUCGUUGUCUUAUCGGAAUUUUCCAGUGUCUGAAGGAUCAGAGACGGUUCUGCUAGUGAAUCUGGAGAAUGAGACAGGAGAAUUGACAGGUGAGAUGAAUUGGUCGAGAGGCCUUUCACUGGAGAAGAGUAUUUCUCCGGUGGCCGAUUCUUUGAUCCGAUUCAGUUACCGCGAACUCCUCACUGCCACGCGCAAUUUCUCAAAACGGAGGGUUUUGGGAAGAGGAGCUUGUAGCUAUGUUUUUAAGGGAAGAAUCGGGAUUUGGCGUAAAGCCGUGGCCAUCAAAAGACUUGAUAAAAAAGAUAAAGAAUCUCCAAAGUCGUUUUGCAGAGAGUUGAUGAUUGCAAGCUCUCUUAAUAGCCCCAACGUUGUGCCUCUGCUAGGUUUCUGUAUCGAUCCCGAUCAAGGGCUUUUCUUGGUGUACAAGUAUGUGUCUGGUGGCAGCCUCGAACGCUUUUUACAUGAUAAGAAGAAAAAGAAGAGUAGGAAGACCCCCUUGAAUCUGCCUUGGUCUACAAGGUACAAGGUUGCCUUAGGUAUUGCAGAUGCCAUAGCCUAUUUACAUAAUGGCACUGAGCAAUGCGUUGUGCAUAGAGACAUUAAACCCUCAAAUAUUCUUCUUUCCUCAAACAAAAUUCCAAAGUUGUGUGAUUUUGGGUUGGCUACUUGGACCGCUGCGCCUUCGGUUCCUUUCCUCUGUAAAACCGUGAAAGGAACUUUUGGGUAUCUAACUUAUAAACCUUUUGAUGCCAUAAAGUCACACCUAUAGAUGUUAAGUGCGCAAUAAAUUGGAAAACUUUUGCAGUUAUCUGGCUCCUGAGUAUUUCCAACACGGCAAGAUAUCUGACAAGACCGAUGUUUACGCAUUUGGAGUCGUGUUGCUUGAGCUAAUAACUGGUCGGAAGCCAAUUGAAGCAAGAAGACCAUCUGGUGAAGAAAAUUUGGUAGUUUGGGCAAAACCGUUGUUGCAUAGAGGGAUAGAAGCUACAGAGGAGUUGCUAGAUCCAAGGCUGAAAUGUACUAGAAAAAACUCGGCUUCGAUGGAGCGUAUGAUCCGAGCUGCGGCAGCGUGUGUGAUCAAUGAGGAAUCACGAAGACCGGGGAUGAAGGAGAUACUUUCAAUCCUAAAAGGCGGUGAAGGGAUAGAACUAAGGACGUUAUCAAGCCGGAAGAAAUCAAAUCUUCCGGGUAUAAUGGACUGUUAUCCGCAGUUGCAACGGACAAAAUCUGAGAUGAAGAGUCAUCUUACGCUUGCGAUGCUCGGAGUAACGGAAUUUGAAGCUGAUGAUCUUUUGUAGGGAAGGUAACAGACCGGAGACAUGGUAAGAAACAAACAAUAAGAAGGUGGUAAGUAAGUGUAGAUAUCAAAUGUAAAUGUUUACUGAGAUACCCGGUUAAGAUUUUAAUUUCCGGUUUGGUUAAUAAUCAUAAAUAAAGGAUUAAACAACUUUCACGGU